This is a messenger RNA of Scleropages formosus (Asian bonytongue), 2433 nucleotides long. RefSeq names its product inhibitor of DNA binding 2b (gene id2b). The coding region runs from base 86 to 496 and encodes 136 amino acids. The record is from RefSeq and is a predicted model, not a curated record. Gene Ontology annotation, molecular function: protein dimerization activity; transcription regulator activity. Gene Ontology annotation, biological process: circadian regulation of gene expression; cell differentiation; negative regulation of transcription by RNA polymerase II. Lineage: Eukaryota; Metazoa; Chordata; Actinopteri; Osteoglossiformes; Osteoglossidae. The transcript is spliced from 3 exons. Gene Ontology annotation, cellular component: cytoplasm; nucleus.
UCGCUGACAGGAGCGCGGAGCGGAGAGGCGCAGGAGCAAACGAGAGCCUGAGCAUCUUUAGACUUCUUCUUGCAGUAGCUACAACAUGAAAGCAAUAAGCCCGACGAGACCUUUUAGGAAAAAUAGCGCUGCUGGUGUCCCGGAUCUGGGAAUCUCCCGGAGUAAAAGCCCGGCGGCGGACGACCCCCUCAGUCUGCUUUACAACAUGAACGACUGCUACUCCAAGCUGAAGGAGCUGGUGCCCAGCCUCCCCUCCAAUAAGUCCGUCAGCAAGAUGGAAAUCCUGCAGCAUGUCAUCGACUACAUCCUGGAUCUGCAGAUUGCGCUCGACUCGCAUUCCUCCGUGGCGGCUCUACAGCGCCACCAGCGGCAGGGGCAGCUGACACCCAGAACCCCUCUGUCGACCCUUAACAGAGACCUGAACAGCCCAUGUCUGCAGGCUGAGGAGUUCCCGAAAGAAUUAAACGCGGAUGACAGAAAAAUAUCAUUCCACUAGACUGGUGUUUGGUUUGGACCGAAAAAACAACUGGACCUUUUUUUGUUUCUUGUUUUCCUUCUGGGUUCAUCUUAAAUUGGUUCCAGCUUCACACUCUGGUGUUAAAUAGCCUGCCGUCUAUGUUGUGUGUUACAUUACGGACAGUCGACGGUUAUUUAUAUAUAUAGACUCUCUAUGCCCUUUCUUCAAAUGGAAGGCACAGCAUUUUCCCAACAAUGGGAACGUAAAAACAAAACUUUGUCACGAGGAGACCCACGCAAGUAGUCUUUGCCUUUUUCAGAAGGUGGAGCGUGAACAGAAGACCACUUGGAUUACUACUUUUUCAAAGUAGUAUUUAAAAAACUUUUUUUUUGGGGGGCUUAUGAAGGACUGGACACUGUUAAAAUGAAUGAAUCUUGUAUAGUUGCAUAAAAAAAACUCCUGUAGAAAGGCUGUACAUCACCAUGCUGAAACUUUUUAUAAAAGUAAUGUAAACUGUACGUUUUUAUAGAAAAUAAAUCAAAUGCUUUAUUUGACUGUCAAGAAGCACCAGAAAUGUAAAAAAAAAAAAAGAAACGCACCCAAGUGAUGUGGUGUGACAUUUUCUAAACUGAACUAAUGGGAUCCUACAUCACUGCUGUACUCGGUGGUGACAAAAAUAGAGAGAAUGUGCAUUGUUUUUGUGUUGCAGAAAGAGAACGUGGCCAGGAACCGGGUGUCUCGGCGAUUGCCGGGUCCUGCACCAUUUCACGAGGCGUAGAGAACACUUGUCUUGAGGGGCGACCGUAAACACAGGCGGCUGGCCCCGUCUCCUGGGUUGUUCCACCCAGCAGAAUUACUGGAUUCCUUUUCUAAAACUGGCCACUCGUGUCUAUUCUCAACAUGCUUACUGAUGUUAUGUCCAUCAUUUGUGUAAUCUGACUCCACAAGACAGGAUUGCCCAGAGUGCGGUACUAUAUCUAACUUCAUAGCCAACAGCCCCUGCAGGUGGGAUGUUUCCUGUAAAUACAUACCUAUAAACCUUGAUUUUCUCUUUAAGUUUUACAUGCUUAUUAGCGAUGGGUUUAACACUUUAAAACAUGUCUGGCUAAAUUGGAUUUUUUUUUUUUUUCUACAUGAAAAGGAAGAGUUGCGUAAGUUUGAAUGAAGUCGCGUAGAACACCGAUAUUAUGUGGUUUCGAGUCCACUGUCUGUAGAGGCGCGCGCGGUUGUCCAGGAGUCCGUGAGCGCGCACCCGUGAGUGCGCACCGUGGGCGCGCACCGUGGGCCCGAAGGGAACCCCGUGAUGGAAGCAACGGGGAGAGCAUUUCUGUCGGGCGGAACCGAGACGAGUUGCUCGGCAAACUAAUGUCACUUUGUGUGGUUUGGGAGAUAAGAUAAUACUCUUGUGUGCUCCAGUGGGCGUUUUUCCACUUACUCGCAGCGCAUCCUACUAAAUCUAAAGCUGAAGCACUUGCUCUGUCUCUGUGUGUCGUAGGCAGGAGAGGAGUAUGAGACACAGGGAAUAUUUAAAUAUACGGCAAUGUUAAGGUACUUUAAGCGUUUUAUACUAGGCGGUGUAAUUCGUUUUUUUCACCAAUUUGGUAAAACUUGCCAAAUCGUUAAUGUAUUCGGUCUUAAAAUGUUACAUGUCAGAACUUUGACAGAGCGUAACUAAGGAAGACGACGCGGAACGUCGUAAGCCGUUACUGGGCAGCGCGCGCCAUCCAGCGGCCGGCACGCGCCGUCACCGGAAGGACCUUUCAGCCGCUCGUGGCAACUCGCUGCAGAAGCGAAGACUGUUCGGGAAAGUCACGUACCCAGAGUGGGUCUGACCUGACCUGACCUGACCUGACCCGACCCUAGUGUACAGAGAUGUCUACCGCGCACUUCUUAAAGGGCUUGACGGCAACAGUAUUUAGUCUUUACCUGACCGACAUGUGUAAGCAUAAAACUAAAAUAUGAAAUAUUUAACUUAU